Molecule: messenger RNA, 5997 nt
Organism: Laccaria bicolor S238N-H82
Lineage: Eukaryota; Fungi; Basidiomycota; Agaricomycetes; Agaricales; Hydnangiaceae
Exons: 21
Coding region: 1-5997 (1998 amino acids)
Source: RefSeq, a predicted model, not a curated record
AUGAGCCGCCGAGAAACAAAGAUUUAUACCGCUUUACCCAAAACUCCCACUGAGACGGUGCAAUUCCAGAUGCCGUCAGGUGCUUCUGUCAACUACGCUAUCUUCCAAGAAAUCGGAACCAGCACAUUACUUGUACAAUGUGAUCUUUGCAACAGAUACCUCCCGCUUACAAAACAUAAAUCUACAAUUCACUAUCAAAGACACCGGGGGAGUGUGAUUUGCAGGGAUGUUCAAGAUCAAAACAAUGCUGCUCGUCUUGACAUUGCUACUCCCAUUCAAUCACAACCUGGAACAACAUUCAUCAACUCUUUCCAAGAACCGAGAUUCAGUAGAAGUAACUCGCCACUUACCAAUUCAGCUUCCCCUUCCGCUACACCGACACAAACCUCAUUUUCAUUUGAUUAUCCAUCCCACAACGUGCCUGCGCUGCGUGCUGAUGACCUUCCACCAUCAUCUCCACCUCCUUUGAGUCCUACAUCUGACCGAGGGAGCGAGGAUGAAUUCACUUUCCUGUUUGCAUAUAUCUCAGGAAAGAGGAUGAGAUGGACCCUGAACCCUGAACACAGCCCAUUCAUGAUCAUGGCAAUGACAGCUUUCUAUAUUUGGAUAUGGACCCUGAACCCUGAACACAGCCUCUCCAACUUACUAAGCAAUAUUCUGAUUUUCUACACAUUUUUGGCCAAUUUAUUUGCCAUUUUUCCUGAUUUUAUGGCUGCUUCUCUCCUUAAGAGAAAAGGUUCCCGCGGUGAUGAAAGUCCAGAAAAGCUUGAAGAUAGUUUUCCGGAUAAUGUUUGUACUGGCCAAAUUAUUGAAUGGAAAGCUGGUUCCGUGUGGGAUACCUAUGCAUUCCAACAGCAUGAUGGCAACGAUAUUGGGUGGGCACCCAUUGGUUAUGAAGGACCGGGGUGGAUUCGACUUCAAUCUAACUCCUGCAAUAUAUUUCUGACAACAAAAAUUGAAAUGAAUCGUCGAGCAUGCGCUAAAUGCUUCAGUUUAUUGAACUCGAAAGCUCUGAGGAAAUUUAUGGACCGUGCAGAAAAAGAUAUUAUGCCUCACACUCCAUGGAAAUAUUUAAAUGCGAGACAGCUCAAGAAUAUGCUUACAAUGUCUCGAAAGAGGGCCAAUGCACUCCACAUAAAGCUAUCACUAUGUGCUCAACAAGUUGGACGCUUACAGAAGAAGCUAAAUGACUAUCAACGGAUGAUCAUGCUUAUCUCACAAAAUAGGAUUGCUGGGGUCUCCAGGAUUUUAUCUGUCGCACUGCGAAAUGGAGCUAAUGAAGAAGCUAUCUGCAUGAAACUUCAUUGUGCAAUUGAAGGAACAUACAGACCCCAUUCAGGAUGGACAGAACGGGAAUUUGACACCGCAUUUUUAACCAAGGCAAUUGGUGGCCCAAGGUUGCUUUAUGCACUCCAGAAAGCGGAGGGGUAUCCAUCGCUCAGCACAUUGCGAAAGCGGAAACCAAUUCCUGAGCUUUCUGUAUCAGUGGGAAAGCCAAUUAUAUCUGAAUUCUCUGCAAAUAUUUCCGCAUUUCUGGGGGAAAGGGGACGAAAGCCAUCAGCAGCUUCACAAGUACAAAUUGUCAUUGAUGGAGCUGCAAUCGAAGAGGCUAUCCGCUUUGAUUUUAAACGGAAAUCUCUGCUAGGACUUUGCCGUGAGCACUGUGGAAAUAUUAAAACAACUGUGGACGACAUUCAAGACCUUCACAAUGUAGCUCAUGCUCUCGACGCAAAUGAAAGUGAUCAUCAACUUUGUCAUUAUGGAAAAGAUGCAACGGUCCUCGGGAUAGCGCCGGUUACAGGUAUAGAAAAUUAUCAUGUAACUCCCCUUGUCCUAGCCAGCUCUUGCAAAACAGAAAAGGGCGAGCAGCUGGCACUGUGGGUUGCAAAUUUCAUAGAAACCUACCAUAAACAUCCUGAUGGCGAGGCACGACAUGGCCCAAUAUUUACUAUUGCCACAGAUGGAGAAUCCUCAUUUCGAAAACUCCGCUUUAUCAUCGGACUUGGCAAAGAAACUGUCAAGCAGGAAUCUGACCUUGGUAAAAAAAUAUUUGGGCUUCCUGGAUUGAAUUUAGAAACAGGCCACAACGGACUAUUGGGAACUUGUGAUCCCAAACACAUCGUAAAACGGUUUGCAACAAUGAUUAGGUCGCCAAAGGGUGUACAAGUUGGAAAUGUACACAUUACAUCAGGUGAUGUACUUCGUGCUCUCGAGCAAUUGCCAGAUAUGACACCAGAAGAGGCGUUAAAUUUACUCAGUCCAGUGGAUAAGCAAAAUGUUCCCAAAGCAGUUAACUUGCUUCAAUGUCUGACACUCCUAGAUGGCCAAAAAACUAUCACCAAUAACCCGACACUUCAAGAGAGAAUGCGAUGCAUUGCUUUUAUUUCAAAAGUCUUGGGAUCCUUCCUCUAUCCAUUUAUUAAUGUCGAGUUAUCACUAUCAGAGCAGAUCCGCGCAUUAUCGCGAUAUGCCCAUUUAAUCACAGCAUUAUAUCUGCGACAUGGUCUUGAAUUUAUGUCAAGUGCCCUCAUUGCAGAUUCCCAAGCAAUCGUAAAGAAUAUAAUCUUUACAACUGCACGGCUACAAAUUUCAGAUCCAAACAUACCUUAUUUCAUUCUGUUUGAAGGGACAGACCGGUUGGAAAAUGUUUUCUCCCAUGUACGCACUCAAGACCAUGCUCGCAACUUCGACAUUCAACAGCUCUCACAGAAAUUGAGCAUCGGCGCAGAAAUAGAUGCUAUCUUUCAACGGCAUCCUGACCUUGAUCGAGGACACAUUCGUCGCAAUCUUGUCAAUGCUCGAGGGAUUGAUCACAUGAAUCCCAAAUCAUGGAUUGGCGACGUCCGCGUCGGUAACGUUGAUCUCAAGUCUGAAUACCUUGCUGGAAGGCUAGAGGCCAAUGAAAUUCUAAACGAACAUUUCCACAGUAAAUCAGCUGCCCCUAACUUCGACAAACUCUUUUCAAAGCCACACACAGAUCAUCUUCGACCAAAAACAGAAUACAUUGGAAAUCGGGAUGUAGACGAUGACAACGUCGAAAUUGAUGAUGGAAUUGCGACAGGACAUCUUGAUAUUGGCGUAUCCGAGGCUGGCGACAGCAUCGUCGAGGAUGCAGCCAGUACCAUCGAUGCAGACGAAUUUACUGGGAUUGAAUUUCAGCAGAGCGACCUUCUGAAUCCAACAACAGAAAUGGCUGGAACAUCCUACCUUCUUGUUGAGGGCCAGAAACAAUAUAUUCCAACUCUCGUCAGUCAAAUACUUGGCGCCGACAGAAAGAAAAAAUCAUUGAGCACAACGCACGGACUUCGCGUACAAGGGAUCACGGUCGAGCAAUCAUUGCGAAGAUCCCUGAAUAUUAAUUCCUCAGGAGAUGACCUAGACGUGUCUGAAGAAAAGGUCAAGGCUGGUGACCUUGGAGGCAUAUUGGUUCGCGUGGGCGAAUAUAUCUGUCUUGCAGUCGUUGAGGUCCUGAACUUUCGAAAGGGCACUUCGAAGACUAACCUUGCAUCGAUCGACGUAAACGAUCUUGACUCCGAGGGUCAGCAUGCAGUAACUGUGGCCAUUCAAAUAAUUGAAUUGAUUGCUGAGGAACCAAAGGACGAAUCUGAGAAACUUACUUGGUGGUGGUCUCAAGAGUAUAUCCCAUUGGUAGCUAACGAAGGUGGCACUGUCCGCCAACGGCACCUUGUGAAGCACAUACCAGGGAAGGUAUUUCAUCCUCUCUCGCCAAAAAUUAUAUACAACUCAGCUGGUCAUCCGAUAUGGUCUCUCGACCAUUUCGAUCUUGAACGGACACUUGCGCAUGCAUGGUCGGCUUUGGAUCCCGAAUCUGCGAACAUUGCGGAAACAGUUACCUUGCUUCCAAUGAUUAGUGGCCCGAAAGGACUCAAUAAACUUCCUUACCGUCGAAUGGAGCUCGAAACACUGGCCACACUUUUUAUUACGCCAGACAAGAUUACCACUCCCUUGAACCUAGUCAAACUCAACGGAACUGAUCAACGCCCGUGUCACAUUUGUAACAAAAUACUCCACAUAAACGAAAUGAGAAAUCACGUUGGCAUCCACAUAUUAAAGGCUUGCCGAGAUGUCGUUGAUCUAGUGGUAAAAGAGAUCGGGGCCGAUGCAUGCGGUUGGUGUGGUAGGGAUGGUUGCAAGACCCAGCUUGUGGAGAGCAAGAACACUGUAAAGAUCACAUCAAAUUGUGAGUACCACUACGAAAAAAUGCAAUAUAAGGCAGCUGGUAGACCCACCAACCUGAAACCGUGUACCAACAUCCCUCUUAACUGCACCAUCUGCCCCCCUGCGUCAAAUGGACAGUUAGUCACAUUUUGGAAAUAUGAAUUCAUCACUCACAUGGUGGACAAGCAUCUUCUCCAGGACGACGAACUUCCCAGUCUUCCAUUGCAGCUCUGGGCAACCACACAUAUCAGCAGAUGGGAGGAGUUGAAGAUGGGGAUUCCGGUGGAUAGUACAGAUGAAUGGAGAGAUGUGAAUCAGGUGUUGGAUAGCGACGACGUGAACGUUAUACUGGAAGAGGAUGUCAAAGACGACGACAUCUACGUGGAAGAAGAGGUUGCGAUGUGUUACCGUGAAUACUACAAGUCUAUCGCAUUGUUCUCCCAUAUCCGACCCUGGAUUCAACUCCUUUGGGACUUUGAUGGGACAAGACGAAGGGAGUCGUUUUCUCGGGAUCUUCUGCUUGCAGCCCCUUGCCCUAUCCCUUUUGUUACAAUUGAUCCAUUCCCUAUGUGUAUGACCAGCGCCCACAAUGUGGGACUUGUGUGUAGCGCUUUCUGCAUCGUUCCGCUGUCGAUUGGCCUACGAAGUGUUCAUGACGUUCCAAAGGGAAUAGGGCAAAAGUAUAAGGAGAAGACAAAUACCAUCCAUGCACUGCCCCAAAUUCCGCUCCAUCUUUAUAUCGCCUGCUUAUCCACCCCUGUUCCCUCAAUGACCGAGUCGUUCGAAAGCUGCGGUGUUGUCGACAUUCAACCGAUCUUCCACAACCACAACCUCCGUCACGUCCAUCGUAGUCAUCCUACACGUUGGAAGCACAGGGCUUUGUGCCCAGUCGAAUGGUCAGCGGCUCAAACGCGCAACAACGCCAACAUACCUUUUAGAGUGUCAUCAACAGCCGAGGGCAAUCGUUAUGUGGGAGGAGACGCGACGAAGAAGCUUGGGUAUCCAGUGUGUGACAACCAGCCUGCAGGAAGGCACGGUUCUAAAAUGUCGAUGAGCAAGGUGAAAGUCAACGAGGACAGACCCACCAGACAACUUACUGAUGUCACAGCGGUGAAUGACGACGACAAUCGCGAGGUUAACAACAAGAGGGCAGUGGAGUUCGACGACGAAAAGAGAAGAAAAUGCUUUAAUUUGAUUUUUGGACUUCGGCGGAUCGCUAUCACGCAGCGUGCAAAGUUCGAACCUAUUCCUCCAACUUUACCUCUGGACUGGCCCGACGCAACGUAUCGCUUUCCGGAAAACAUUCCUCUGCUGCUGUGCCUUCCUAACUGCUGCUACCACGUUUUCUUGUUACAACAUACCCCUUGCCACUCAAACUCGAUUUUUCGAGUUCCGGGAAUCGCCCUCACUCUAUCCACCCUCCUUGACAUCUGUGCCACCCCGCUCUUCCAAUAUUGGCCCGACGCAACAUAUUGCGUUCCAGCAAACACACUGAUAUGGCUGUGUCUUCCAAACGCGUCAUUCCCUUCCAGAUCCACUCUUGCAAUUAUCUUUGAAUUUCAAAGUCCGGCCAUCGCUAUGAGUUCCCGCGAUUGCCUUCACAUCACUCACUCUGACGGUUAUCUUUUGAAUUUCAAAGUCUGGCCAUCGCUAUGUGGUCACUGUUUUCUUUACGUCGCUUCUCAAGCUCGACCUUUCGCCAAUUUCCACGAUCACGCUCACGCCGCUCAAUAUUCUAUGUGCCGUGCGAUUUCCAUCACCCUAGCCAUUCAUGUUUGCGAGAUUUAUGGGAAACAUGGCAACAUAUCUUUCUCUUAG